AUGACCUCGUCUGCGGCUGCCAGUCGACGGGAGACCGAGCUGGUGUCGGUGGGUGAGUUCCGCGACUCGCUCAUGGUAGUCCUCCACCCCUCUGACGGCGAGCUGAACACUCUCCCACCCAACGACCUUGACCUGGAGACAGACGAUCUGAUUGUGCCGUCACUUGAUGAUACCGUUGCUGAUGUUGUCCGUGCAAAGCUGGCGGACUAUGGCCUCUCGUUAGAGCCCAGCGAGGGUGAGAGCCGGAAGCGGGCGGCCGAGAGUGCACCGAGCGAUGAUCCGGUCCAUGAGCAUGCGGCGCGCAAGCCAAAGAUGCUCAAGUCCGGCCGGCGGCUGCAGAGCGCGCGGUCGUACUCCAAGGCUGGCAUGUCGGCGCUGGAUCGGUCUUCGCUGCUGGGAGGCUUGCUCCGCGGAGCGCGAUACACGUCGACCAAGGUCCGGUCGCCGGCGUCGCAGCCGGCGACAGGGCUGCCGCCAUCGUGGCUUGCGUCGCAGAUCCUCAACGACUCGGGCGUGCCAACCAUGGACGAGCUGCGGGAGAAGCCUGGCCUUGCCGGCCUAGCUGCGGUGGAGACCAUCACCGCUCCGCGAGUUCCGCCCAACGACGUCACUGAGCAGAUGCGCCGCGAAUGGGAGGAGCGGGGAGCGCUCGAGUUCCCGCAUUUGGUGGAGAAGGAGCUUGACUUUGGCGAGGUCCUCCUCCUUGUCCAGGUCAACCACCAGGAGCGCAACGCGAUGAGCCAGAUGUUCUGGGUCCCGGCCUCUUUCACGCUUGACGUUCUCCUCCGACGGAUGAGCUGCAUCUCCAACGAGAUCCUCGACGGCAAGCAGACGCUCUCGGCCUUUCUCUUUAUCGAGUCUGUCUUUUACGAGAUGGACCGCGUUCCACCGCCGCUGCAGGCCUCGGCGCUGCCGCUCACCUCGUACGCCGAAGGCAUCAUCGAGUGGAUGCGUGAGGAGAAGCGUUUUGUGUCGGAUGUCUUUGGCGUCGCCCGCCGCGCCUCGGCCUCGACCACCACCUUUGCCGACCUCCGCAUCCGCCUCGGCAAGUCGUACCUUUGGCAGCACCAGGGCAGCUGCUGCCACGAGAUCCGGUUUGUCGACAUGCGCCGGGUCGUCGCCGAUGACCCGCGCUCCUCGCUCUGCUACCCAUAUCUCGUCUUUACUGGCCGCUCGCGCCGCCCGCGCUGCCACAUCUGUAAGCGCGAGCUCGCCGACUUUGUUGUCUACGGCGAUAAGCUGGCCCCGGUCUCCCCGUGCCACAUGUGCUCCGAGUGCUACCAGCUCCUGCACUACGGCCCCGACGGCCACAUGCUUUACUCGGACUUUCAGGUCUUUCCGGUCUGGCAGGACUGA
Messenger RNA from Thecamonas trahens ATCC 50062, 1356 nucleotides. RefSeq names its product snRNA-activating protein complex subunit 3. The transcript is spliced from 2 exons. Gene Ontology annotation, biological process: snRNA transcription by RNA polymerase II; snRNA transcription by RNA polymerase III. Gene Ontology annotation, cellular component: snRNA-activating protein complex. The record is from RefSeq and is a predicted model, not a curated record. Gene Ontology annotation, molecular function: core promoter sequence-specific DNA binding; RNA polymerase III type 3 promoter sequence-specific DNA binding; RNA polymerase II cis-regulatory region sequence-specific DNA binding. The coding region runs from base 1 to 1356 and encodes 451 amino acids. NCBI's taxonomy places the organism in Eukaryota, Apusomonadida, Apusomonadidae.